Geodia barretti is the source of this 221-nucleotide messenger RNA. The record is from the annotation of a GenBank genome assembly. NCBI's taxonomy places the organism in Eukaryota, Metazoa, Porifera, Demospongiae, Tetractinellida, Geodiidae.
ACUGCUGUGUAGGCUGCGGAGCUGACAGUACCCGUUUCAGUGAUGUUGCAUACAGCUACCGCUCUCCUAAGCCAUCGAUGAAAGAGCGGCAAGAGUUUGUCCUCCAAGGCAAGAGCUGGAAAAAUGGAGGGAUCAACCCAAUGGAUAAACUCAAGGUGCAAGAACUUCGAGAAGAGCUACAAAUGCGAGGAAUUGAUGUCACUGGAAAGCGAAAAAAAGAG